GACAGGCCUCUGCGUAUAAACUGCAGCUCUGGAGAUGGGUGAGUCUCGGCUCUGGGCCGUGUUAUCGAAGUCUUUUAGUAAGAAAAUAGGAGUUUAAUCAGCGCUGUCAAAGGCUUUUUUUUCUAUUUUUUCAUUAGAGCUUCUUUGUUUUUAGCUGAACGCCUCCGAGCGGCUCAUUCAUGUUUAAAACAUCAUCAGGCUAAUGUUAGCGGGCGGAGGCUGCACUAUCUGCAGCAGCGUCAGCAAUGGCUUCCAGGAGGACAGGCUACACAGCAGCUAGCAUGGAUUCCUCUCCGGCUCACAACCGUAAACAAAGUAUCAUCAACCAUCCCGACAGGAUCGAGUCCUGCUAUGACCGCAAAGCCCAGCAGGGCARCAUGACCGUGACGUCGCUUAAAUCCCGCCUGGCUCCGACCAUUCAGACCGCCAUGUCCGCUGCUGUGGACACSCUGCUUGGAGAGGUGGUUCUGGUGCUGAACGAGACCCAGCAGGAGCUGCUGCACAAGGAGCAGGAGAACCAGAGGCUCAAAGUGCGGCUGGAGGUGUCAGAGAGGGAGCUGAAGACYCUGCAGGAGUGUCUGUGCAGCGCCCAGAAGCUCAUAGACCAGCUGCAGGUGUCCUACUCUGGGCCCCAGUCGAUCAGCCAGUCUGUGUUUGAACCUUCACUGUCCUCCAUGGCUUCGAUGACUGCUGGCUUGGAGCGGGACCACCAGAACCCCAGGAAUGUGAACAGAGCYGGGGUGGACUUGGGUCUCGGUGGCUCUGUGGAGGAAUCUAUUCAUGGGUUUGAACCAAGAGAGGAUUACAAAAUGUGUCAGCUUUCCAUCCAGCCRGAUGGCUCUGUGACUAACCACGCUCUGGACUCGUUUGGAUCCAGCUCAUCUCAUAUGUGCUCAGAUUCCAGCAGACCAGAUGACCGGCAGCCACAGGGACCAGGAGGARCACCCAGGUUUGAGAUUAAAGAGGAGCAGGGACUGUCCUCUGGCUCUGCUCAGCCCGGCAGGGAGGACUCUGGUUUGCAUCCUGACAGCCAAGCUGUAGAUGGAGAGGGGUCGUCCCUUACCGUCGGGGACAUUGGUUACGGUCAAGUGGGAAAUGAAGGAGGCUCCCAGCGCUCUUUCGCUCACUCACUGCRCCACCAGAGACCGGUACGUGAAUGUGGCAGCGCCUUGCAGCAGGGCGGACUCGAUGGACAGAAACCUUUGCUCAGGUCUUCAGGAGCGGUCAGAGGAGACGGUGUCUCACCAGGCAGAGCAGAGGACUCUGCGGGGCCUUCUGCUCCUGACCCGGCAGGGGAACCAUCGGCAGAUCGCCCCCACCACUGCUUAGAGUGCGGGAAGACUUUCCGUCUGAUCUCCAGCCUGAAGAAGCACAUCCGGAUCCACACGGGGGAGAAGCCCUACCCGUGCGGCGUCUGCGGGCGCCGCUUCCGCGAGUCUGGGGCGCUCAAAACGCACCUGCGCAUCCACACGGGCGAGAAGCCRUACUCCUGCUCCGAGUGCGGGAACUGCUUCCGCCACCUGGACGGCCUGCGCAAGCACCGCCGCACGCACACCGGCGAGAAGCCCUACGUGUGCGCCAUCUGCGGGAAGCGCCUGAGCCGCCUGCAGCACCUCAAGCACCACCAGCUCAUCCACACGGGGGAGCGGCCGUGCUGCUGUCCCUUCUGCAACCGCACCUUCAAGGAGCCCGCGGCGCUGCGGAAACACGUGCGCACGCACCGCGAGGAGGGCGGCCACAUGGGGAUAGGCCCCACUGACGACACAGACCCGGACGACAUUAACAACCUCCACCCUGCAGCUCCCUCUCCUCAGAUGAGGUUUGGAGAGUGGGGGGCCGAGGAGGACGACGGCUCCACUGUGGACUGUGUGUAAGCACCUGUUUACAAAUGGAAGCUGUUACUUUUGUAUGAAACUCUGAUGAAAUGUGUUCUUCAUGGUCUUUAACAGCAUCCACUUCAUCAUCGUUCCAUUAUGUCAUGUCUAGUUCACCAUCUGAACUCUGUUUUACAUUUAAAAAUGACCUCUGCUUGUUUAUAAUGCAGCUGCUGCACUCUGGUGGUUUUUUGCACAGGACGUAGCUGUUUGGCCAAUUUUUCAAAAGACAAACAACAAAUUGUUGAAAUUAGUAGCACUCAAGUGCCCUCUCAAAUAAACCUAAGCCUCAGCUGCUGUUUGACUGUUCCUGAAGUGGAUUUUGGACAAAACCGACUUCCUGUUUCUGGUUACACACUGCAGAGACGGAGACGUCAUGCUGGCUCAUGCUUCACGAAGAGAAACCAGAUGAACAAUUUUCUUAUUUUUACUCUUAAAAAACAUAAUUCUAUGUUUGUAGGUUUAUUUAGACAUAUUUCUAUAAACUACACAGUAUUUGAAAAGAUAUGGAAUUAAAAACAUGCAUAGUUUUAAUUGUCCAGCUUGUUCUGCCCUUGUAAAAAAAUCCUAAAGAUCCUAAAUGCUUCAGGGCUGAAACGAUUCCUCGAAUAAUUUGAGUAAUUCGAUUACAAAAAAUCCUCAAGGCAAAUUUAUCUGCCUCGAAGCUUCGUAAAAAAUACAGACUGUUAUAAUCGGCGCACUUUCGUCCUCCCGGAAUGUUAUUUGUGUUACACAAUGCUACGAUGUUAGCACUUCCGCUAACAGUUAAGUAAAAAAAAAAAAAAGACAUUCAGUUUUCCAAUC
Molecule: messenger RNA, 2678 nt
Organism: Austrofundulus limnaeus
Lineage: Eukaryota; Metazoa; Chordata; Actinopteri; Cyprinodontiformes; Rivulidae
Product: zinc finger protein with KRAB and SCAN domains 3
Exons: 3
Coding region: 246-1874 (542 amino acids)
Biological process (GO): regulation of transcription by RNA polymerase II
Cellular component (GO): transcription regulator complex; chromatin; PcG protein complex
Molecular function (GO): DNA-binding transcription factor activity, RNA polymerase II-specific; RNA polymerase II cis-regulatory region sequence-specific DNA binding
Source: RefSeq, a predicted model, not a curated record